Phaeodactylum tricornutum CCAP 1055/1 is the source of this 1262-nucleotide messenger RNA. RefSeq lists its product with no specific name. Gene Ontology annotation, molecular function: translation elongation factor activity. The transcript has a single exon. The record is from RefSeq and is a predicted model, not a curated record. Gene Ontology annotation, biological process: translational elongation. Lineage: Eukaryota; Bacillariophyta; Bacillariophyceae; Surirellales; Neidiaceae. Bases 9 to 1262 code for a protein of 417 amino acids.
UCUUCAUAAUGGCCGAGGCAGCAUCAAUAGGAGAUGCUUUACAGAUUCUCGGUGACCCGUCGGGGAGGCAAGACUCUGACUACUGGAACGCUUGGUUCAAGGCGGUUUGCCUGAAUCCCGAACAUCGAGUAUUCGAGUGGUACUGCAGUACCAAUGAGGUCAUCCGAGUGUUGUCCAACUACAUUGGAGAUGCUAACAUCCUUUCAGACAGACACAGGAUAAUGCAUCCAGGAUCGGGAACGUCGCUGCUUCCAGUAAGACUGUCGCAGAUCUACCCGUAUCGAAAUGUGGUAGUGGACGUAUCCGAAGUCGCGAUCGACGAGAUGAAACAACUCCACCGGAUGCAAUUCGAAGGUGUUAACCAAGGAACAAAGGCAGCUUCAGUCGAGUACCGUGUCGCCAAUCUUCUAGAGCCGGCACUCGAUUUCGAGGCAAACUCCUUUCAUUUUUGGAUCGAUAAAGGUUUCGUCGAUGCUGUUUUUUCAAAGGAAGGAAAAGAAGUGAACCGCUCACAAGAAGAUCAUCUUUUUCUUGAAAUAAAUCGUGUUCUUACGUCGGAAGGCGGAACUGCGCUUAUUGUUUCUCUGGCGGAAGAUCACUCUCUUCAAUUAAUUGUCAACAAUUGGCUGCGGGAGUGUAUCGCUUGGAAAGACCGUCUUGAUGUUUGGGAGCUCACGCCUGUGAGUGGAGAUAUGCCACCGUUCUGCUUCGUGCUGGCGAAAGCCUCUGGCAAUGCCGCAAAAAAUGGAAGACGCGUAAAUUUUCAUUACAUACACAGUAAAAGCCCCGAAGAGAUAUAUGUGAACAAUGCGGAAGAAGGUAUUGCGAAAAUCGGUUUUCAUAUUUCACAGUCCAGAGCGGCAUUUGCGCAACGCUUGAGUUCUCCCAACAAGCCAAAGAUAUCAAUUCGAAGGAUUUUGGCAAUCCUGGAAAUUAAGCCGUACGACGCCGAUAUGGAUUUAAAAGUGUUGGCGAACGUCAUACAAUCUACAGUUUGGAAAAUGGCAGACAAACUAACAAUCCUGCCGCAGUGGUAUCCCUUUCCAGGUGGAGAUCUGCAGAAGAUUGUUCCCGUUGCUUACGGCAUUUCCAAACUCCAACUCAAGUGCAUUAUUCCUGAGGACGAUAUCGACAAACUUGUUGAAGCAAUCAAUGAGUGGGAAGGGAAUGAUCAGUUUAGCGAUGGUGUGCAAUCGGUGGACGUGGACUGGGCCAAUACAGUGCCUGUUGGCGACGCAAUUGAGAUUUUACGCAAUCGAUAG